Gregarina niphandrodes is the source of this 6333-nucleotide messenger RNA. RefSeq names its product putative transmembrane protein. The record is from RefSeq and is a predicted model, not a curated record. The transcript is spliced from 2 exons. Lineage: Eukaryota; Apicomplexa; Conoidasida; Eugregarinorida; Gregarinidae. Bases 1 to 6333 code for a protein of 2110 amino acids.
AUGAAUCCUUCGGUUCUUAAGUCGGUCGUGUUCUCCCAAAAUGUAAACGCUGAGGGUCAUGCUAUAACAUUUGAUCCUGGCUUAUGUGGGUACGUUGCCCACUCUGGUUGUCAAGUGACGGUCACAUGGAAGUUAGGACCCAAUUGUGCUAAGGAUUGCUUACUGGAAUUUGCAAUUCUGGAUGCGGAAACCAAUUUAGUCCAAGAAUUUGUCCGAGCCAUUGAGGCCGGUGCUCAGCGACUCAAUUGGCUUGCUCAGGCUCAAUUUCGACCCAACCAAUCUUGGCAAAAGGUGGCCAUUGUGGCCCGACCUGUCGCGGAACCGACUCAACUUAUCGCUCAAUCGCACUUCUUCUUUAUUACUAAAACUAUGACACUUUCACGCUUCGAGUUCGCUUAUGCCUCUUUCUGCCACAUUCACAAACUGGAAAUGCAGUCUGUGAACAGGCUGGUGUUGGAGGGAUACGGUCUACGCUGUGAGAAGCGUGAAGUACGGUGUAUUCCCAAUCUUAGAGAAACUCUUCCUUUCGAGACAGGCGGCCGCCAUAAAUUUACUCCCGGACAGCUAUUGGUACAGACUACCGGUAUCCUGGCAACUAUGACGCAUACUCAAUUGUUGCCCGGGUCAGGAGCGAGGGUCGAUAUAGAGGAGCAUGCAAGCGGUAGUAGUAUACAGGAGUUCGUAUAUAACCAGUAUACCUCUGGAUCUGAACGUCGUUUGGAUGUUCUAAAGACGGAGUCUCUGGUCCUGACCAUUCUACCGGAUAUUGUAUUGGAGCAGGACAGUCAUUACUGGGCCCGUUCUUCAGACGUGAUCAACGCUCUCUAUAACCUUGUGCCUUCUGAAUUGUACGAAUCCAACAUGGUCGGCGGAUUCGGCUCUAGCAAGAACGCAAGUGCCAUGCUCACUAACUGGAACAAAGAAGGCCGUCGCGUCGGCGCAACGGGGGCCGCGGGAGCGGCUACGGGAGCGGGAAUUGACUUCAUGGACAACAAUGAUCCGAGUCGGUUUUUGUUGAAUACCGGUUGGUUGGGAGAGCUCCUGUACGUCUUCGUCGGGCUCCCUGGUCGUUUCAUGAGUCCCAAAUUCUACUUGUUCGAGUUCAUUCCAACCAUAAUUUACGUCUUUGCUAGCUUCAGUCGCAUCAUUCUGAAUAUCACCCCAAGCGUGUCUGUAAUGGGCUUGCUUCUGAUCCAUGACUUCAUUGCGCGGCAGGUGUAUAGGGAUCGCUCCCGCGAUAUCGAUUCAGAGGUAAUAGUUGAUAUUUUCCUCGCCUCGGACAAGUCUGUGUUUCUGACGAGCCGGACCUUCACGCACGCGUUGAUUCCGAAUUUAGUAUGUCUGCUGCUCAUUGCAGUAUGCAGUGUGCUCAGUCCGUACGUACAGAACGCCCUACAGUUGACUUACGAUCCUCUCGAUGGUGUCGUGCGCCCUCUUCUAUUUCUUGGCUACGCGAUCGCUGGCUGUAUGCUAAUCUCUUCUCUCGGCUGGCUCAUGGUUGCUGGUCUGAUCACCACUGACCGCUUCAUUCCGAUAGCGGCUUGUUUGGGCACGAUUGUGUAUCUCGUACACGUGCGACGGCAACGCUACCGAGAGGCGCGGAAGUGGAUUUUAGGAUUCGUCAGCGAACAUGCGUCCUGUCUGCUGGGCAUCUGCCUCAGCAAAUGGCGCGAACAGUUCCGGAUCCCCGCGUCCGCACUCAUUCCCGCGAGCACCGCCAUGGAUGAGCUGACUAGACACGUGCGCUACUCACUCAAGAAAUUGAGCAAACACGACGGCAAAGAGCGCGACACAGACAGCGACUCCUCCGAGUCUUGCACCGGCACCCGCUCCUACCGCUCCCUCAAAUCCAACCGCCGCACCUCCAUCGUCUUCGAAACGACCGCACUCAAAGAUGUGCGAAAGGACACACACUACUUCAGUAGCGCCUUUCACUCGACUUCCGAAUCGCUUUCGCACACAUCUACACUUUCACUCUGGUCCCCACCUGGCGUCCGCCGGCCUUCCGAUCAGCCCUCGCGUCGGGCCUCACAGGCCUGCAGCCUCGUGCCUUUGGUCCGCGGCUUGGGUUCCGGAAUGCCGGGCAACCUUACACCGGGGGUGAUGGCACGGGGGGGACUGCCCGGGGUGGAGUCGUUAAGGUUGGUUUCUGCCGCAAGUCCGUUACGAACUGGCGGUUUCGCCGCGCAACGAUUGGCCUCGGUGGAGUCGGGACGUGUGCCAGUGUUGGACGUGGCUGCUUUGCACGGACGGCGAUGGGUAGUAGAGGUGGUGCAGGCAAGGGCAGGGCAUAAGUACUGCGUGGAUGGCACAGGUUCAGUACAAGGGUUGGAGUCAGAGUUCGAGUGUGAUGGUGCUUUGGCUAAAACGAGUGUGGGCUCACACCUCGCUCAGUGGAAAGAUCACCGUCGUAGCCAGAGGCUUUAUUUUGAUCUCGCUGUGCUCUGUGCUGAACUUUACCCACCUGCACAGGACCUGGCCUUCAUGGACAAAGUGGAAGCCGUCUUCCUCUACAUCGACGACGACGGCGACCGCUUCUGGUCAGCAUACGAGUAUCGCCAAUGGCUCACCAAGUGCGCAGUCGACCCCGCCAGUGUACUGGAAGACAUUGCCUCCAUCAAAGAACUCUCCCUUUACUACAGCACUGCGCACCUCCUGCCGGGAGGCCGGGCCGAGGGGGGGCGGACCGAGGGCAGAAACCAGGCGGAACUUCUGGAAGGCUUACUGGGGGAGGGUGGCCGAACCAGGGAAGGGGACCGUGCCGGAGACCGGAUGGAUGGCCGUCCCGGGGAGAAGAUUCGGCCCGGGGACCAGUCGUUGUUGGACCAGCACUACGAGUUACUGUACCCGACGAAACAGCCGGAGGAUUCGACUAAGGUGUUGGUGAUCAGCGGUGAGGAUGCGCAGAUGGGCGAGGGGCUGUGGGAACGUUCGGCGGAAGAGGAGGCGCAAUGGGGGGCGGCGGACGAAGACGUAAUACUCAAACAGGCGGAGUUCCCGGAAACGUUGAACAAGGCUGAGUUGAAAGUAUUGUUCAACACCAUGGCCAUCGCCUCGGGUGCGCCAUGUUCGCCAGCCUGCGCCGCGUUCGUCGCAGACACACGUUUGCUGGGCGAAACGCUCGCUCAAUUGCAACGCGAAUUCGUGCACCCUCUUGAGUGCUUAACUCUCGAACAACUGGUCGCCGAAAACAGUCUCGUACCGCCGAGAGAUUCCUCGAUUUAUACACCCCGGGUUUCGAACCUUUAUCCCCAAAAGGAUCAGGACAGGGAUGGCGAGGGUAGGCGUGAUGUGAGCAUGAAUGCCUGGAGUCAUGGGAGCAGUGAGAGUGAUGAGAGCAGUGAGAGUGAUGAGAGCAGUGGUAGUGAUGAGAGCAGUGGGAGUGUGAGGGCGAGGGGCCGGCGCAGACGUGGAGAUCGAGCGCGUGGUGUAGGUCCGGUUUUAUUAGACGCGUUGAAGGGUGCUUAUGCGCGUUCGAUUGGAGAUGUGGACACGAAGAUCCGGCAGUAUAUAAAUGUGAUAAAGAGCCACGAAUAUGUGCAGGCGGAGAUUACGAAUUUUUUUGACGAGAUUAUUACGCAGAAGAUCCAGCUUAAGACGAAAACUGUGUUGCAGCGGUCCUAUCCCAUCGUGCAUCAUGGCCUACAUUCCCAGACGAUCAACGCUCUUCAGGGGUGUCCCAAGACAGCCUACCAUGCGCACCAACGAUGGAACAGUGUCAAGGGUGAGAAGUACAACGAGAUCACAGCUUGGUGCGAGAACUACCCGAGAGUAGUGGAUUCUUGUCGAAUGGAGUAUCGUAUUAUGCUUUUCACGUUGGUUUUAAAUGAACUGGGUCUGCUAAAAAAAUGGCAGUUCCAGUCCAAGGAUAUCUCUCCGGGUUUGCCCACUAACGUUCUCGUACAACUCGACUCUAGCUUUGAUCUGCUUCAGAUUAGUGUUAAAACAAGGACGAUAAGGGGUAUAUAUCCUGCCAGUAAUUCGGCUGUUACGUUUCUAUCUAAGCUUCUACUAAACACCUCCAUGCUUGAGCAAAAAGGCACUGCGGCGUAUGCUGAAUCAUUUACGUUGGUUGACAUUGACAUGAUACUGGAUAUCUUGUUUUCAGAGUAUUUAUGGCUAGAUUCAUUUUCCUUGUUAUUACGACUUUUAGGUGUCACAGAUGGUCAGUAUUUGCUUCCAUGUGCUAUCCGUGAGGCCUUGGAGAAGGAAGAGGAGGACAAAAUAGAGCUGCUAAAUUCGAAGUACACUCAGCUUAUAUUCAACCGACUUAGCUCUAACUGUUACUUCUUGCCAUCAGAGUUAGCCGAUGAAGCGGUUCUAUUGUUGACAGAAAACCAGGUGUCUUUAGCUGGAGGCAUCGCCUGCGUGGCUGAGAUGGGUCUUCUGGAUCCCACUCGAAAUAAUCAUAACGUCAUCUCGAGCGAUAUGGAUAUACAAGUCUCGGAAUAUAGCGAGCAAGAAACCGUGUUCGAUUGGACACUUUAUCUGUAUGAUGGUGCUGACGAAACGGACGAUCUUCUUUACCAUUUUAACACCGUAUCUGAAAUUGGCGGGUUCCUUUCAAAGGCGAAACUACUCAGUUGUGUUCAACGCUAUAUAGAUCACACCCAUGUCAUUAUUAGUCAUGAAUUACUUGCCAAUCAACUACGGCUAUCCAUCAGCCCGCAAAUGUCCCGUUUGAUGCGAUCCAUCAUCGCACAAAACAUCCUAACUGGUACCACUGUAGGGGGCACCGGCAUUACCGAUGACGGCCCUGAAACGGAGCAACGUAGCUGCGGAAAUUUCGAGCAAUCAGGAGCGGCUUUUAGUAAUAGUUUACGCAGUUCUAGAAGUAGUUUACAACCUAGCAAUAAUUUACAACGCAAUAUCAGUUUGCCACGUGCUAGCGGUGGCUUGAAACGUAGCAGCGGUGUCCAGGUCGAUCAGCAUCGCGGCGUCAACUUUAAAGAUUCUAUGAGUUCAAUCGACGACACAAGAUCUGGAGUAGAUCGAUCAGCUCGUUCAAAAAGUGUUGGAGCAUAUGCUAAGUGUCUAAUUGACAUGUAUUUUGUCCCAGUGUAUUCCGGUGACGAUAUUGUGGAUUUUAAAGGUUGUCUAACUCAAUGGAUGUUUAGACAAUUAUUAAGCGAGCUGAAUAUAUCAAUUGAAGACGAAUCUGGUAUCUGGAAUGACUUACCCAAAGGGUUUAUGACCAUCGGGCAUCACCACUGGACUCUAGAUCGUGAUUUAACUGGCAAUGAUCCAUAUAAGGGUAAGGUUGUAAACAUAUCAAGACUACAAAUGUGUUUGCCAAACAUCCUAUAUGAUGGUCUGUGGCCGGAAUCCCUACGAUGCUUCAUAAGAAUGAGGAUAGGCAGCGAUCUGAAUUUGGAUCCGAUAAUCAAAGACUGGAAUAAAUGGGAUAUUAAUGAACAUGGUCUAAUGAAAUUUAGCGGGGUUAUACAGGUGCUAACAGCGUUACAAGGACGGAAGAUGAAUUAUCAAGCGCUGGAUCACGCAAUUAGAUACAUGAAAAUAAAAAUGCCUAGCUAUAUCCAAAGAAGAAUGUUUGCAGCGCUCGAUAUAAAUCGAGAUCUGUUUUUAGAUGCGCAAGAAGUUUCAAGUGGGUUCGAAGCCAUAUUCGAAAACUACUUGCCGGAAUAUCUCGUACAAUCACUUAAAAUAACGCAUGCUGAUGAAGCACAAUCGGUUGCCAUGGUCGUCAUCCUCCUCUUGAUUCUCUUCGGGUUUAUUGCCAUCGCUAAGGAAAGUUUCGCGACCGUAUCGGGCGGUACGUCUACCUUACAGAGUGCGGCGGCCGUUGCUGGAGCUCUGUCGUUACAAGGGUCUCCUCAAAAAUCUAAAAAUGUAAUGGACGCGCAGCUCAGGUCUAAGCUGAUUGAUAUACUUGGAGAAAACGUGGACGAGGUACUUCUGGAACAGAAAAGACAGGAAGCCCUCUGGGAACGCAAUCGGUCAGCCUACCUCGACAAGAAACAUGUCAUGCUCGAUGCCGUGCCGGUCCAUAUUCAGUAUGAGGGAUUCAUGGAAUCGGACAGUGUACUUCGUCUGGGCCAAUACGUUCGCCUCAUACCUGUGGUCAGCGGCAUGGACACCUCCGUUGUCAGGUGGACCAUCAGCCCCCCUCUCCCCACAGCACUUGGCCUCGUAUUCGAUCAGAGCAACGGCUGCAUAUCAGGCCUCUUAGAAAACCCUCUUAGCCAAGAUACACCGACGUCGAACUCUGAAAUCGUAACCCUACUUAACAAGCUCCUCGUCUUCAAAAUCUCUUGUGUCUCCUUAUCCCAUUGCGUCUGCAAAACCAAUCUCGCUUUCAAAGUCACGCUUUAA